Molecule: messenger RNA, 680 nt
Organism: Mauremys mutica (yellowpond turtle)
Lineage: Eukaryota; Metazoa; Chordata; Testudines; Geoemydidae
Product: gastrokine-1-like
Exons: 6
Coding region: 1-555 (184 amino acids)
Biological process (GO): regulation of cell population proliferation
Source: RefSeq, a predicted model, not a curated record
AUGACUGUGAGCUCCCGGCAAAUAAUCAUUGGUGCUCUCCUGGGACUCUGCCUGACUCAGGCCCUGGCGGACGAUUCCGUCAAUGAAAACAACCAAGGAAACGAUGGUGGAAACAGCCACCAGAACGUGAACAUCAACAACCAAGACCACACUGCCAAUAUCAACAGCUACAAUGGUUGGAAGGGUUGGGCUGCAGUCUGGGACUAUAGCAAGGAACUUUUUGCCACCAGGCUGUUCAACAAGAGGGCUUGCAUUGUUGCAAAGAUGAAUAAAGAUGCAUUCCCAAGUCUGGAGAAACUCAGCAAGUUCAAGGACCAGAAGCCAGCCAAGGGUACGCCACCACCACCUUUCCUGAGAUUCUCGAUUACCAAGACCCGCGUCAGGAAUGUUGCCCAGUUCGGAAGGUCCAUUGGCAAUCUCUGUAAAGGAGUCCCUACGUACUACGCACAACAGGAUCAGGGAGGAGCCCUGUUGUUUGAGUCUCAAGGCUGUGCUGAUGCUGGAAUCCUGGGCCUGUUUGGCAUUUACCUGUGUGGCAACAUCUCAGGUUGCUAAGCUUAGCUGUUGGUUAUCAUUCAGGAGCCCCAUUGCAUUGGGUUUUUUAUUCUCUGUUCACCUUAUCUGUCUCUUUAGUUCUAUUUUUAGAAAUACACCAUUUCAUACUUUCCAUUGUUUGAUUU